AAGAGGCGUGGCAUACAUCCAUGGGCGAAACCCACGUGACAGAGAUACAGGAAAUUACUCUGAGUUGGGGUUUGGGCGUCUCUUUUCCUCUUCUCUAAAUAAUCUCUACGAACCCUAUCUGGCUGUCUAUAGUGUUUUUAUCGCCAACUGACUUGAAAAAAAAUAAUUCUAGUUAAAAUGUGCAACGGCUGUGUACAAAAAGAAUACCCAGACCGGGGGAACACUUGUUUGGAGAAUGGCUCUUACCUGAUGAACUACCAGGGCUGUGCCAACUGCCACCAGAGGGACUUUGUGCUGAUCAGCAAUAAAGCCACAGAGGAUGAUGAUGGAGAGGAGAUCGUAACAUAUGACCAUGUUUGCAAAAAUUGUGACCAUGUCAUCGCCAGGCACGAAUACACUUUCUCUGUUGUUGAUGAAUACCAGGAGUACACCAUGCUCUGCAUGCUGUGUGGAAAGGCAGAGGACUCCAUCAGUGUGUUACCAGAUGACCCCAGACAGUCUGCGCCUCUCUUCUAGACCUUACACCUGCAGGUCACUUUUUAGAUAGUGUCACCACCCCGGACGUGUUGCUUGCUGUUUGCAUCUGGGUUCCAAUCCUUUUAUUUGCAUUCAAAAUUGUAUGCACAUCUUCAAUUAAGUACCCCAUAUUUUAAGUCUUUGGCUGUUUAUAAACUACUGUAUGCUGAUAUCAGUUGAGCAGGACAUAUAACUUAGUAUUGUCCUACAUGACAACUAUUCUGUAUUUUAAUUUACGAUGUACUGUAAAUAAAUAUUUUUACAUUUUAUCACCAUCUGCAUUUUACUGCCCAACACAUCAUAUCUGAUGUUGCAAAGUCAGAAUGGCAAAAAAAGCUAGUAUGACAAAAUAAGGGAGUUUACCGUGCAGCUAUAGAAAUAAAUCCGCUUUGUUUUUAUCCCAAAAAUGCUAUAAUUUAUUUCAAAUGUUAAGAUAAAAAUAAUGUAUCUGCUUAAAUGGUUCAAAGUUAUUUAUUUUUGCCAAAAGCUUUCCCCUAAAUAGUAUGUCUCAUUGCCACCAAACUGCAGGGUGUUAAACCUGAUGCUUGGGGAAGAUAAGAUCAGUUCAGUCUUCAGUUAUGAAGCAUUUGUGAAGUUGCUUGAGAUUGAAACUUAAUUUCUGACUUUAGAAAUGGCAGUUGACAAAAAAA
Messenger RNA from Etheostoma spectabile (orangethroat darter), 1166 nucleotides. RefSeq names its product churchill domain containing 1 (gene churc1). NCBI's taxonomy places the organism in Eukaryota, Metazoa, Chordata, Actinopteri, Perciformes, Percidae. Gene Ontology annotation, biological process: fibroblast growth factor receptor signaling pathway; positive regulation of DNA-templated transcription; multicellular organism development. Gene Ontology annotation, molecular function: zinc ion binding. The transcript has 4 exons. Bases 178 to 516 code for a protein of 112 amino acids. The record is from RefSeq and is a predicted model, not a curated record.